GAUAGAGAGAUCUACUCGUGAGAUGGAUCUGCUUUGAUUUUGAUCAGCGUUCAAUCAUGGUGAUGGCGUUUAUGUUCGCUCAAAAGUGAAGAUUUUUUAAAAUAAUAUUUGUGUGAAAGAAGCAAACACAUUGGCGAGAAAUAUAUCGGCUUCUCGAACUCGGCACGACUCAGUUUUGUGAUCGAACGUGCUAAUUUUGAUUAUCCUCGGUGGAAAUGAAAACGUAUUUGAGUACUGUGAAUAACAGUAGGUUGCGGGCAAGAUAUCGUUGUUGUUGUUCGGAAAAGUUGAAAAAAGAGCGGAAAAGUACAAACAAAAAACGGACAUAAACGUACACCGCACGCCGCACGGGGGUUAGAAUUAGGGGUUAGGGUGAGGAUUUUCCUGGGAAAAUAUGUCCGGUGAUAAAUCCGACGUGGAUAUCGAUAACCAGAGCGAAGACGGAGAAAUCAAAAAGAGUCCUAAGGAUAUGGAUUACAGUUUUUCUGAGGAAGAAGGCGGCGACACCGCCGACUCCCUGGAUAUCAAACCGCCGCAAGCGGUUGUUCAUCAUCACAAAUCGAGUUCUCGUCGUAGAGACAAGCACGGCGACCGAAGAAGUCGCAGAGAGGAAAAAGAACGCAAAUCGCGUCAGCAUGAACGCGAGGACAGACACAGAGACAAACACAGGCAUCGGAGACACGUCGGAGAACCGUUGGAAAGAUCCGAACGUUUAGAGAGUUCCAAGCGCAACCGCGAGAGAAUGGAGAGUCACUCGCACACGAGAGAGAGAGAAUCAUCGUCGAGACACGACCGCAAAGAGAGGAGCACGGGUGAUCGCGUUCUGGAAGAUCUGCGGGAAAGACUGUUGGAUAAGAGAAGAGAGAGGCGAGAAGAUCCUCGCGACAAUCGGGAUUACAAGAUCGAGUCGUCGUCUCGUCGCGAAUUGCGUUUGGACGAUCCGAGAGAGGUGUCGCGCGAAUCGCGAGAUCGUCGAGAUGUGCGAAUAGAUGAUAUAAGGGAACGUCGCGAGAUGCGUAUUAUGGACGACGUAAGAGGAGAACGUCGCGAGAUGCGACUCGAGGAGAGGCAUAUACACAGAAUGGUGGUGGACGAGGAAUUCUCGGACAGCGAGCUCGUGGAACGGCCCGAGAAACGUCGCAAGAGAUCUCACAAGCACGAUCGAACGCGCGAAAGGGAGCAGGAGAAGAUUGAACGUGAGAAGGAGCACAGGGAGAAGCAGCUGCGCGAAGCGAUGGAGAUCGUGUCCGACGAGAUCGGCGAGAUGGAGGUGCAAAAUGAGAUUCAGAUACAGAUGAAAGAUCCGAAGGAAAUGACCGAGCAGGAACUUAGAAAGGAAAGAUUGUUGGAAGCCGAUAGGGAAAUGGCUAGGAGAAAAGAGGUUUCGAGAAUGGAAUUGGAAGCGAGAAGGAUGAAACGAGGCGAGAAACGACCUUCGAGUCCGGACAACAAUCUGGACCCGUCGAUUGUUGAUCUGUCGGAUGAGAGCGCGAGUCCCGUUCACUCGGAAGAAGCGCGUUCGAAAUCGGCCGAGUCCAGACAUUCGUCCGAAGGCGAGAGAAGUCCCCGCGAUAGAUCUUCGGAUCGACACUCGUCCGAUUCCUCGGACUCGAGCACCGACGACGACGACGACUCCAACGAAUCGAACAAAGGUUCAGGCGGUGAUUCCAACGACGGUUCGGAUUACAACAAUCCGAGCCCUUUGUCGGUCGAUCGAUUGGCCAAGUCGGAUCAUUCGGAUGGAGAUUCUCCCGGACACGUUGAUUCUAAUAACGUUGCAAAAACUGUGGAGGACGAAGAAAAGAAAGACGAAAAACCGGAGUUACCGCCUUAUCUGCCAGCUAUUCAAGGUUGCAGAAGCGUCGAAGAAUUUCAAUGUUUAAAUCGCAUUGAGGAAGGUACUUACGGAGUGGUUUACAGAGCGCGCGACAAACGCACGGACGAAAUAGUUGCGUUAAAACGUUUGAAAAUGGAAAAGGAGAAAGAAGGUUUUCCGAUCACGAGUUUACGGGAGAUCAACACGUUACUUAAAGCGCAGCAUCCUAAUAUUGUUACCGUUCGAGAGAUAGUCGUGGGCAGCAACAUGGAUAAGAUAUUUAUCGUCAUGGAUUAUGUGGAACACGACUUGAAAUCGUUGAUAGAAACAAUGAAACAGAAGAAACAAGUUUUUAUACCCGGAGAAGUUAAGUGUCUGAUGCAGCAAUUGUUAUGUGCGGUCGCGCAUCUACACGACAAUUGGAUAUUGCAUCGCGAUUUGAAGACGUCCAAUUUGCUAUUAAGUCACAGAGGAAUCUUAAAGGUGGGAGACUUUGGUUUAGCACGAGAAUACGGCUCUCCCUUGAGACAAUACACACCGAUCGUUGUUACGCUUUGGUACAGAGCGCCCGAGUUAUUGUUGAGCGACAAUGAAUACAGCACGCCUGUAGACAUGUGGUCCGUAGGAUGUAUCUUCGCAGAACUUUUAAGAAUGGAGCCGUUGUUUCCCGGAAAAUCGAUUAUAGAUCAAUUGCAAAAGAUAUUCAAGGAGUUGGGGACACCGAGCGAGAGAAUCUGGCCGGGAUACAGUAAAUUGCCUGUAGUUCCAAAGAUCCCGUUCUCACACUAUCCGGUAAACAAUCUCAGGCAGAGAUUCAGUUUGUCAUUAUCCGAUUUAGGUAUCGAGUUACUUAACAAAUUUUUAACGUACGAUCCUGCGCAACGUACAAGUGCCGAAGAUGCUCUCAAACAUGGUUACUUCACCGAAGCACCUUUGCCGAUCGAUCCGCAAAUGUUUCCUACGUGGCCCGCCAAGUCGGAACAGGGAACCAGAACCACAAACGCGUCUCCGAAACCGCCAAGCGGCGGCCGAGAAUACAAGCAGUUGGGCGACGGUGACGACGCCGAGUUCAGCAAUUCCGGUUUUCACAUGGGUCUAACGGAAGGCGGCAGAGCGCCACCCGUUGGCGGCGGUUUUCAUUUGAAGUUCUAAAAAAUUGCUAUAUAUAUAAAUUAAUUUUUAUCCUAAACAAGACUUUUUUUUCUUAGACUAUGGAAAAUGUA
Messenger RNA from Pseudomyrmex gracilis, 3039 nucleotides. RefSeq names its product cyclin-dependent kinase 11B (gene Pitslre). The transcript has 8 exons. Lineage: Eukaryota; Metazoa; Arthropoda; Insecta; Hymenoptera; Formicidae. Gene Ontology annotation, biological process: protein phosphorylation; regulation of mitotic cell cycle. Gene Ontology annotation, cellular component: nucleus. The coding region runs from base 395 to 2968 and encodes 857 amino acids. The record is from RefSeq and is a predicted model, not a curated record. Gene Ontology annotation, molecular function: ATP binding; cyclin-dependent protein serine/threonine kinase activity.